AAUCCAAUCUCGAACUUAUGAAGAAAUAACUAGGGGUUUCAGUGAUUAGUGGUAUACGAAAGAAAUACUAAAACUAUUUUUGGCCUACUGUGACAUGAUCUGUUGAACUCCUCACCACAAUCGAUAGCAAGCUAAGAUUUCCCCAACAUGACGGACGCAUUAUUCUCGCUCAAGGGCGAGAAAGCUCUUGUUACUGGCGGCACGAGGGGUAUUGGACAAGCCGUAGCCAUUGGGCUCGCUGAGGCGGGCGCGGAUAUAAUCUUAGUCCAACGAUCCACUGCGUCGACAGAGACCAAGGAAGCCGUCGAAGCCGUCGGCCGUAAAGCCCAUAUCUACACAGCGGAUCUAGCAAACGCAGAAGACGUAGCAGGCCUGGUCCCGCGGAUCCUAGCAGACGGGCAUACGAUACGGAUCUUGGUUAACUGCGCGGGAAUUCAGAUUCGUCACGCACCCGAAGCCUUCCCAGACGCCGACUACCGCGCCGUAAUGGGUGUAAACGCAGACACCGUGUUCACAUUAACUCGCGACGCGGGCGCACACAUGCUAGGUCUCGAGCCCUCCCCAGUUACGGGUCGUCGCGGUAGUAUAAUUAACUUCGCGAGCUUGCUUUCAUUCCAAGGAGGGCUGAAUGUACCCGCGUACGCAGCAAGCAAGGGCGCCGUGACACAGAUGACCAAGGCUUUUGCGAAUUCGUGGACGGAGAAGGGUAUUAAUGUUAAUGCUGUGGCGCCGGGGUAUAUCGCGACGGAUAUGAAUACGGCUUUGAUCAAUGACCAGGAGAGGGCGGCAAGUAUUAGCGCAAGGAUUCCGGCUGGGCGUUGGGGAGAUCCGGACGAUUUCAAGGGAAGCGCUGUGUUUCUAGCUGGUAAGGCGAGCGCGUAUGUGAGUGGACAUACACUGGUUGUUGAUGGCGGAUGGAUGGGUCGGUAGAGAAGGGAGUAACGCAUAGUAAGAGCAUGUUUGAUGGCUUGCCUCAAGACAUU
Molecule: messenger RNA, 983 nt
Organism: Daldinia vernicosa
Lineage: Eukaryota; Fungi; Ascomycota; Sordariomycetes; Xylariales; Hypoxylaceae
Product: NAD(P)-binding protein
Exons: 2
Coding region: 148-930 (260 amino acids)
Molecular function (GO): oxidoreductase activity, acting on the CH-OH group of donors, NAD or NADP as acceptor
Source: RefSeq, a predicted model, not a curated record